AUGGCGUCGACGUCCAGCGACGAUGCGGCCCUCCUGGCCGCGCUCGGCCAUAAACAGGAAUUGAAGCGCCAAUUCAGCUUCUUUUCGAUGGCUGCGAAUGCAGUCAUCACUGCCAGCGCCUGGACGGCAAUCGUGGGAUCGAUCAUCACCUCGAUCUACAAUGGCGGUGCGCCGGGUUUGCUCUAUGCCUGGGUCGUUGAUAAUUUUUUCUUUCUCUUUGUGGCGCUUUCGAUGGCCGAGUUGACCUCCGCCAUGCCCACCUCCGCUGGAGUCUAUCACUGGUCCGCCGCGCUUGCCGGCCCGCGAUUCUCCAGACCCAUUGGUUUCUUGACCGGCUACUUCAAUGUCCUCGGAUGGGCCCUGGGUCUGGCUUCUCUCUACAACGUCGCCGGUCUCGAAAUCACCGGCCUGUAUCAACUAUGGCAUCCUGAUUACACCUCGCAGCCUUGGCAGGUAUUUGUCAUCUUCGUUGUCCUCAAUUGGUCCGCCGCGGCGUUUAUCCAGUUUGGCAACAAGUUAUUGCCUCUUUAUACGAAGUUUGGAUUAUGUAUCAACAUCGGUGUGUGGUUUGUCGUCAUCAUCUGUCUAGCCACCCUCCCGAAGACGCACUCGACCAAUUCCUUCGUCUGGCUGGAGUACGAGAACAUGACGGGCUGGCCGACUGGCGUUAGCUUCAUCCUGGGCAUGGUCGCCCCGGCCUUUGCCAUCGGUACCAUCGAUAGCUCCACCCACAUGGCCGAGGAGAUCCCCAAUCCCUCGAAGAACAUUCCCAAGACAAUUUUGGUCCAGUGGUUUGGUUCCUUCGCCCUUGGUUUCAUCUUUCUGAUUGCGCUCUUCUACGCCGCUGGUUCCCUUGACACCAUCCUGUCCGCCGAGCCAAACUUCCCCGUUGCCAGCAUCAUGGAGUCUUCUUUCCAGAACACCAAUGCGGCCUUUGGCUGCGGCUUGAUCAUUUUCUUGGCCUCUAUCACCGGCCAAGUCGGCGCCCAGAUCGCUGCAGUCCGCAGUAUCUGGGCCUUCGCGCGCGACGGCGCUCUGCCCUUCUCCAAAUUCUUCUCUAAAAUCGACGACCGCAGCGUGAUGCCCGCGCGCGCUAAUAUCCUAAUCGCCACCAUUACCACCGCCCUAGGUGCCCUCUACGUCGCAUCCACAGUUGCUUUCAACGCCCUCGUCGCCUCCUACGCCGUCAUGUCGACGACCUCCUACGGCUUCGCUAUUGGCGUACACCUCUUCACAGGCCGCAAGCGCGUCGCCCCUGGCUGGUUCCACCUGGGCGACGGCAUCCUGGGCUUCGCCGUGAACAGCAUUGCCAUCGUAUACAUCUUCGUCACAAACGUCUUCUUCUGUCUGCCGUACAACCGGCCGCCCGUGACGGCGGCAGGCAUGAACUACACCUCGCUGGUGUCGUAUGGCAUGGCUAUCCUCGUCAUUAUAUGGUGGUUCAUCGGAGGGCGCCGUAUCUACAAGGGCCCGACGCUGUCGAGUGAGACGCGACAUGUGCUCGAAGGACUGGGCCGCGUGGAGCCUGAUGACCAUGUUGAGAGGACGGUUGUGCCAACAGAAAAGAUCUAA
Penicillium macrosclerotiorum is the source of this 1572-nucleotide messenger RNA. RefSeq lists its product as uncharacterized. Gene Ontology annotation, biological process: transmembrane transport. Bases 1 to 1572 code for a protein of 523 amino acids. Gene Ontology annotation, molecular function: transmembrane transporter activity. The transcript has 6 exons. The record is from RefSeq and is a predicted model, not a curated record. Gene Ontology annotation, cellular component: membrane. NCBI's taxonomy places the organism in Eukaryota, Fungi, Ascomycota, Eurotiomycetes, Eurotiales, Aspergillaceae.